Effrenium voratum is the source of this 468-nucleotide messenger RNA. Lineage: Eukaryota; Dinophyceae; Suessiales; Symbiodiniaceae. The record is from the annotation of a GenBank genome assembly.
AUGCCCACGUAUCGUCGGCAAUGGGAUACUGCAACUGAUGCGGAGAGGAAAUGCGCCAAGUGGGCUCAGCCGUGGCGACUGGCCACUGCUGCCAUCCUGCCCUCCGGUGCUGACGGUGCCCUGCCAGUAACCCAUCCAGAGCUGCGGGAGCUAAUUGCGGCACUCUGGAAGGAUGUCCUAAGGUGGGCGGAAGGAAAGGAGGACCGGUGUCUUGGACUUUUCAAAGCAGAUGUCCAGACACCUCAGACAUUUGGCUGGGCAGGCAGGUCCAAAGCUCCACGAGGGCUUGAUCCUGAUUUUCCUGCCUGCGAGUGGGCUUUCGUGCCUAUGUCCGACCUUUUGCUGACUGUGGCUGAGGGCAUCAUUGGCAUCACCUCCGAAGGCGUGUUUGCGGAUAAUUUCCAAGGACACCAGCGCUUCACCUUGGAAGAGUACUACGAGAAAGUUGGUGGGAGAACUCCCAAAUGA